Molecule: messenger RNA, 7640 nt
Organism: Spodoptera littoralis (African cotton leafworm)
Lineage: Eukaryota; Metazoa; Arthropoda; Insecta; Lepidoptera; Noctuidae
Source: the annotation of a GenBank genome assembly
GGUGCAGACCACUCGGCUGCCGCUGCCGACGUUCACGCCGCGCGCAGUAGUGAUGUACAGCGCGUCAGUCGGCGGCGAAGGCUCAGUGGCGCUACAGUUGCGCGAGGCGGGCCCAGGCGACUCUGGCCGAUUUCACGACAACCGCCUAGCUAUAGCAUGCCACGAACCAGAGCUGCUUGCCGACUUCUUAAACGCCAAUGAUAUCGAUGGCGAUAGUGGCCUGUCAGCUCUCUUGGGAGCCGCCUCACCAGACCUGGCGCUAGCGUCUGACGCAUCCGACAGUCUGCCACUGCCAGACCAUGAUAACGACUGCACAUCAACAUCAUCGCUGCUGAGCGGGGUGACGACGGUGUCAGUAGCCGUCACUGGGCUGGACCGGCCGCUCACUAAGAAGGUCCGACCUAAACCAGCGUCGCCUAAUAGACAGGGCCCACAACAGUGCCAAGUUUGCAACAAGAUCUUCGGCAAUGCAUCAGCGCUAGCAAAACACAAGCUAACACACAGUGACGAGCGCAAGUACGUGUGCAUCACAUGUGCGAAGGCGUUCAAGAGACAAGAUCAUCUCAACGGACACAUGCUAACUCACCGCAACAAGAAGCCUUACGAAUGCAAAGCAGAUGGAUGUGGCAAGUCAUACUGCGAUGCCAGAUCGCUGCGACGGCACACUGAGAACCACCAUCAGCCUCCAGCAACAGAAACAAAUAUAGUAUCCACAACAACAUCGAGUGUAAUAACAACAGUGGAUCGUGAAGGGAAUGUGCCUGUGUCCGCGGCUGCGACUACAACCACAGUCGCAACUGUCAACACACAGCGCGUCACAUCCCCCAUCUCACCGCCGCGUAUACAGCCUCCGCAUUCAGAUUCAAGCAAUGGAUCAGAGAAGUCGACCACCCCCCACAGCACGAGCAGUGACACAAGUCCACCUUGUACCCCGCCCGCACCCCCUACUCCCCCUGCGAAGGCCAAAUCCAAGAGCAAGUCCAAGUCUUGUACGACACAUGGCAGUCAGAAAGCUGGCAGUGGAGCAGCCCGAUCCGGUGACAAUAAGCCAGUAGAAUGCAACCUCUGUCAUCGCAGGUUUAAAAAUAUACCGGCGCUGAACGGACAUAUGCGACUUCAUGGCGGAUACUUUAAGAAGGACUCCGACAACAAAAAACUAGACAAGAAAGAAUCUACGGGACCACCAUUACAAACGGCUUCGGUAUCUGUUCGGGCGCUUAUUGAAGAAAAGAUCAUAAGUCGUCGAGGAGCUACUGUAGCUUCUACACCGUCUACAGGUACUACCACAGACUCAGUGUCAUCUCGUGCAGGAUUUGUGGCUCCUGCUCCCCCACCAUUGUCUAACAUCAGACAACCAACGUCCCCAGUCGCAACAUCUUCGCAUUUCGUCUCUCCUCGAGCACCUCCCGUCGUUACCGUCGCUUCAAACGCUCUGACCAACAUUUGCGCCGCGCAAAGAGAAUCUACACUAAUAGAACUAUUAAAAAAGGGGAACAUUAAGGCUGUAAAGCGGUCGGCAUCAGACCCAGGCCAAACGUCACCGCAGCAGCAAGACUUCAGUUUCCGGCCAGAAUUGUUUGGAAUAUCAUUCAAUUCAGAUGAUGGAUACUUUUCACCAGCACUUAAUGAAGACACGUUCCAAUUUACUACAACGCACGACCAAUUAGAGGAAUUAGCCUCAUUGGAAGAUUAUGCAACUGUAGCGGCCUCUAUAAGAGAACGAUCCCCUGUAACGUUUCCAUCCAACCGACGGCUCGCAGCGGUCCUCAAUUCACCUCUACCAGAAUCUCUCGCUGACUUCGGUGCUUGCCAUGGAGGAUCACCGGUUCCGUCACCUGGAAUGGGAUACAGUGCCAAUUCACCCGGUCUUUCUUAUUCUACUGGAGGAUCCCCAGGAUUGUCCUUUACGGCCGCGUCACCAAGUAGUUACUCAAACCAUGCCGAGCCUUCACCGGGCAUGGCUUACCCAACACCUCCUGCGUCACACGAUGCUCACUCGCCAGGGAACACUGCUCCUCGGGCAUCCUCACCUCUUUCAGCUGCCUUUUUCACUGCCACUAUGUCUAGUCACGAAGAGGUUGAGGAAGCUUUAGAAGAAGUGUUACCAGAAGAGUGUCGAUCGUUAGAUGCGUACGCAUUGGAACCGUCGCCAGCUCCGCGUCGUAUUAUGUUAAAUUCAGAGGAUCCUCUCCUUUCAAGCAGUCCACGAGACUUUGCACACCAGCGGCCGUUCCGUCGACAGAGUCGUGUGGGAUCGUCUACUAUAUCACCAUUACAGCAAUGGCAACACGACUCACUUCAAGUGUGUGUGGAGGGUCGGGAUACAGUUCCAGCAGUAUUUUUGAGUCCAAGUAGUGUGCCUGCGUCGCCUCAAAGACGCAAACGUCGAGCUUCCCCGGCUGGUCCGUUCCGAUCUCGUAUACGUCGUACUUCUAGUCACUACAUACCUCCUCCUAUACUGCCUCCGGAUCGAGACGGGUCAGGACUGCUAAUAGAAUGUACUGCAGGUACAGCAACUUCGCAAACCGAUGUUCUCUCUCAACUGGACGAGCCUCGACCGCCACAGAUCAAUAUAGGACGAGACUUCCAAGCUGAACUGCCGGCUCUAUGUAAUGAUCGCAUAGAUCUACAUCGAGUACCAGAACAGCUGUUAUGGGACCCAGGCAUCAACGAUGCCCUAGAUGAUAAUGAAGUGCGUAUGUUCACGGAGCUGGCGAUGUGCGCGGCGAUGCCGGUGGGCGGGCACAGCCGCGAGUUCGCGCUGCAGACGCUGGGCGAGUGCGGCGGCGACGUGCGCGCCGCCACGCUGCGCCUCAUGUCGCGCGCCGACUCGCCCGCGCACACGCACGCGCGCUGGGCGCCGCACGAGGUCGAGGCCUUCCUCGCCGGCCUCGGACACUACGAUAAGGAUUUCUACCGGAUUUCGCAACUGAUAAGAACAAAAGACUCAAAACAAUGUAUACAAUUCUACUACUUCUGGAAGAAGCUCACUAAAGAUUACAAACUGCUGUACCUGCGGAGCUGGGCGAUGGAUCAGCAGGUGUCAUCACAAGGCUCUGUAGGGCAGAUAUCCGCGACAAUCGCCACGUCGUGCACAGCUCCGACAUCGAACUUCGAUACCGAGGAGUUCCCCUGCAAGAUAUGCGGGAAAGUAUUUAACAAAGUAAAAAGUCGUAGCGCACACAUGAAGUCGCACCGGCCACUCGACGCCGAGCCAAAACGGCCAAAACUCGAAAAGCCUUAUGAAAAGGUCGAAAGAUCCGAUGACAGAUCCCACGCGACAGCUGAAUACCAAAGCAAACCGCCCGCGUCCGCGCCCGCUCCCGCUCCCGCUCCCGCGCCCGCCCCUUCCCCCGCGCCCGCGGCCGCUCCCACUCACUGUCCCCCGCAAUAGUAACCGCCCGCACUCGCACCGCCACUCCCUCAGCGACUCGCUCGGACUCGGACUAAAUGCUGACUCGCAAGCAUUUAUUAUUAUAAACAUUAUAUAUUAUUAUAGAAUUAAUUCAAAGUGACCUAGAAAGAGCGACGUAGAAUCUAGUAGCUAGACGAGAAUUCGCUUUGGACAAAUACCUAUUUAAAAAGUAAUCUUUCGGAAUUGUCGUAACUCGUAACUCGUAACGCUAAGCUUCGGAGAGAGCGCAUAAAGAUAUUUUGUAUAACGAUUGAUACAUGAAUAGAUAGCUCUUGGUAAAGUUUUUAUAUGACAGACUUCUCAAUGUGACUUGCAAGUGUGAUGUUGUAAAUAUUGUAGAUGAGUAGUUGGUUGUAUCGCCACGGAUACGUCGAGCGGUCGAGCCGCGAGUUACAGCUGUACGCGAUGUACAGAGCACGUGUGAUACAUAGAUCGUGUAGUAACUACACUACCUCGUUUCUAUUCAAUGUUCCGUUCGGUCGCGAGCCCAGCUCGUUGUUACAUUUGCUUGUUUGCUCAUUAUUUUGUUAAUUUUCUAGUAAUUCGUUUCUAUUUAUUUUUCUAGUCGUAUUAGACAAUUUUAUGUUGAAUGCACUAUGGAUUUCAUUGUAGUUAGUGUAAUUAAGAGAACGGAAUUCAAUUCAGCAUCCGUACCUACUAGUCACAUAUCGAUGUUGAUUCAACACUUAGACGAAAUGUUCACACGAAUAGACUAGUUGAGUCCGUGAGUCGACAGUCGCAGUCGACUGGGAGCCCCAUGGUUGAUACUUUAGAUUGAUCGUAACUAAACAAUGAAUUGAUGUCCGUCACUACUUAGAUGUAACUUAUAUUAUAUUAUUGUAUACUUACUUAGUACUCGCUCCCACUUGACGCCGAGCCGCUCACGGACGCGACAAAAUGGAGGGAUAAUAUUUUUUUACACAAAUAUUAUUGAAUGCUCAAACGUGCUAUAUUUUAUGUUGGUAAUAUUAUUAUUAUCUAAUCUAGUUCCUUGUUGAUCGUUCAGAAUUUGCCAUUAUUUGAUACUUGACAAAUGUAUAGUUAAUUUGUGAUUACUUUCUAUAAGGAUGUGUUGUAAAUGUGUCUACGUGUACCUACGUGUUGUGAUAUACCUUUGUAUGUAUGGUUUGUUUCAUCGUGUUCUAACUAUAAUUUGAUGGUACAAACCGGGCAAUACCUGAACAUUGUUGCUCAAACUGAUUAGCGAAUGUGUCACCGUAGCCUGGCACUCGGUAUAUACAACCUUCACAUCAAGCUAUCCCUUCUCCGAAGUGACAGUUUUCAACUCUAUUCCGUUCGUGAUAAAAUUGAAAAUCUAAACGAAGGCGUAGGGGCAGCUCGAUGUGUCCCGUACAUACUGCUCAGCUGCUCCCAAAGUUGACAAAUUAUUUUCAAAUAACAAAAUACUUCGUGGUUGUGAUGUUUCUUAGUCUACUCUUUUAUUGUCUUCCGAUACUUCUAACUAAAUUAAUUUUGGGGCAGAAUUCCUCGUAAAAGACAUGUUGUAACAAAUUAGUCUUGAAUUUUAUUUAUCUACUGUUGUUAACGACUUCUUGUUUAGAGUAAAAUUAACCAAUAAAUAUUUAUGAUUGCGUGCAACGCGUGCUACACUCAGUAUUAUGGAAGUGGCUCUUAAUAUCUACAUAUAUCGAAGAAUAUUUACGUCUGACUUUUUGUAGAACCACGUCUGUCCUGUAUCGCGCUUAUUGUGUCUACACUGAGAACUAUUGAUGCGGGACAAUAAGCAUUGAUUUCAAAGAUUUUUUAUUAAAUCAAUAUUAGAAAAAUAACUAAUAUAGGUAGUUAAUAUGAAACUAUAAAGACAAAUGUUUCUCUAUAAGUACAACGAUAUUACUGUUUGUGAUAAAUUAUAGUACAUAAGUAACUUUAAUAAUAGAAAGUCUUCAAUGCAUCAGUUCCGUAUCAAAACUAAUUCUCUAUAGACAUUAAAUUCUCUAGAAACUAAAUAGUUACCAUUUAUUUAUUAAAAGAUUCAUCUCAAGACGUAAUAACCGCGGUACUCCACAGACGUUAACCACACGACGCAGGUACAAAGACGUACUAUUUACUUACUUAUAUCUACUUAGAUAGAAUAUACUUUCGUUCUCCUUCCACGGGUACCUGACCAGAGUUCUGCCACACGACAACUACUUAAUUAUAAUAAUAAUAUUGUAACUUAUUCAUAAAUCACUAACUUGCGUGAUUAUUUGGUUGUGUUUAUCUAUCUUAACAAUUUAGACGAAAUUUUCUAAUAGUACGUGUUAUUCUAUAUUUUCUAACUCGAUGCCAAUGUUCUGCCAAAUUGUUAGUUAAAAUUAGGUACAAACUAGAACGAAAUAUUACUAAGUGAACAAACUGCCUAAGUUAAAUAGUCGCGUUUCAUUUAGAUUAAGGCAAGGCUUGUACUGAAACCCCAAACGUAAGGCUUUAGUGGCACAAACUAGUUUAUGUUUCAUGUAACAACUACUGUGGAACUAAGGACCGUUUGUGUUACAUCUGAGACCGCCUCGUAUCUUGUAGACCGCAGAUCGAUCGUUCUUUUCACAUUAGGAGAGUACACAGUUAUUUUCUUAUAAAAAAAAGUAAGUCAUACAAAACGAAUGUGUAAAUACUGAAUAUUUUUCCAAAGUACACUAUACCGGAGAUAGUUCUACGUCGUACUCGUAAUACAAUUUAUUAAUGACAAGUCCCUCCAGAAAUAUUUUUAACAAUACUCUAGCCGUUAAGACUGAAAGGUACUUUCUAAAUUCACGUUAAAUUCGUUUAUUUCGCGUAAAUGGACCGACAGCUUUUCCUUUCUCUGUAUAAUAACUGUGCGUAGUGUAGUCCAGUCGUGUCGUCACUAACCCAUUCCAUGCCCAUUCAUACUAGUCAGGGUAUAGCUUUGUAAUGAUGCCCAACUUUAACCAAAGUAACGUAGCGUAGCGCGCCCGCUGCGAGCGCCCCCUAGCGGUCAGUAGGAAACGUCGCUGUAUUCUAAUAGAAAUAUGCACUCACCUAAGUAUUAAAAUUAACUUAAGAUUGACGAUUUAAACAAAACUUAUUUCAACUUAAAUAUAGAAGUGCCUUACAAUUUUAAUUUUUAUACUAUUUUCUUAAUUUAUAUUCGUUUUAAUAUCUAAAAGCACUGGAAAUUGCAUUUAUUGAUCCGCUGUCCGUUCUGCUAGGACAGAACCGAUGUGAGGAUCGCACUGUCGUGUUUUGUUUUAUGUUCGUUUCGUUUCUUUAAAUUAAAAUAUUCUUAGAAAGUAAAAAUUAGAGGUUUAAAUAAAACCAAAAAGACGUUAUUUUUUCAUAUUUCUUUAAAAAUUAGGAACGUCUAUAGUAUUAAAUAUCACAAAGUUCAUGUACAACAUUAUCAGAUAAUCGUAACCCACAAUAACUAAAGGUCAAUUGUAUGAAGAGUCUAAUAACGUGAGGAAUACAUUAUACCAGAUAUUGUAACAUAAUGGAUCGCCAUUGAAUACAGCGCUAAUUAAGUGUAAGUACUAAAUGUUAAUGUAAUACCGAUGUUAUGUUCGCUUGGAUGUUCUUGUAUCAGAGUCCGUUUCAGUCUGUAGUCCUGGCACAUAGUGUAAAUGUAAGUACUUCUGUAUUUGUGUGAACACAUAAAAUGUUACUAUAGUAUUAAUAUUUUGUAAGUCUAAAUGGAUAUUAUAUUCUUCUAAUUUUGUAUGUCCGAGGUGCGCCCGCGCCCGCUCCGGUACUACGUAACGUACUUAAUACGUACUUACUUGUAAUAUAACUGUAGACGAUUAAUGUACACGUGCCAAACGCACGAUAAUUGAUAUUACACUCUGUGUUGUGAUUUUGAAAAUUCUGUAAAUUACAAGUCUUUGAAAAUACUAUGGAAAAUGUAGACACCUUUUUAGAUUAGCACAAUUCUUCGCGUAGACACAUUAGGCCAAAAAUUUACUAAGCAUUUAGAAUUAACGAAGACGUAGGUAUUCAUUGGAAGAUGUAAGUGUAAUGUAUGAAUAGAUUCAUUGUUAUAUUCGAUCAAUGUGAUGAUUCGUAAGAACAACGACUUAACUCGAGUCCUGUACCCUACCGUGCUGGGCGACUCUUCACAACUUCGCAUAUCUUUGAAACAAUAAGUAAUAAAAUUAAUCUCUAUUAUAUAUAUUGAUAAAUUUAUUAGGGUAACUAAUUUUUUAAGACAAUGACUAUUACGUGAUCUUUUAGAUUGUCUUUAUUAAUAAAUAUAUGGUGAAGGUUUUGUCAA